AUGGCAUCUGAUAAGAAGAUUAAGAUCGGUAUCAACGGAUUUGGAAGGAUCGGUCGUUUGGUUGCAAGAGUUGCUCUUCAAAGAGAUGAUGUGGAACUUGUUGCUGUUAACGAUCCUUUUAUUUCUACUGACUACAUGAAAUAUAUGUUCAAGUAUGACACAGUUCAUGGUCACUGGAAGCACAGUGAGCUCAAGGUUAAGGGUGAAAAUACCCUUCUCUUUGGGGAGAAGGCAGUCGCUGUUUUCGGCAUCAGGAACCCAGAGGAGAUCCCCUGGGCUCAAGCUGGUGCUGACUUUGUCGUUGAGUCCACUGGAGUUUUCACUGAAAAGGACAAGGCUGCUGCUCACUUGAAGGGUGGUGCCAAGAAGGUUGUUAUCUCUGCCCCAAGCAAAGAUGCACCCAUGUUUGUUGUGGGUGUCAAUGAGAAGCAGUACACUCCAGAUCUCGACAUUGUUUCCAAUGCUAGCUGCACUACCAACUGCCUUGCAACCUUGGCCAAGGUCAUCCAUGACAGGUUUGGAAUCGUCGAGGGUCUUAUGACCACAGUUCACUCAAUUACUGCCACCCAGAAAACUGUUGAUGGUCCAUCAAAGAAGGACUGGAGAGGUGGAAGGGCUGCUUCCUUCAAUAUCAUUCCUAGCAGCACCGGCGCUGCCAAGGCUGUUGGAAAGGUUCUGCCAGCACUCAAUGGAAAAUUGACUGGAAUGUCCAUCCGCGUUCCUACCGUGGAUGUAUCUGUUGUUGACCUCACCGUCAGGCUUGAGAAGAAGGCAACAUACGAGGAUAUCAAAUCUGCUGUCAAGGAGGAGUCGGAGACUAACCUUAAGGGCAUUUUGGGUUACACUGAAGAGGAUGUGGUGUCCACAGACUUCAUUGGUGAUAGCAGGUCAAGCGUAUUUGAUGCCAAGGCCGGAAUUGCUUUGAACGACAACUUCGUCAAACUUGUCUCUUGGUAUGACAAUGAAUGGGGCUACAGUUCACGGGUGGUUGACUUGAUUGUUCACAUGGCGAAGGCUCAAGCUUGA
Messenger RNA from Dovyalis caffra, 1026 nucleotides. Lineage: Eukaryota; Viridiplantae; Streptophyta; Magnoliopsida; Malpighiales; Salicaceae. The record is from the annotation of a GenBank genome assembly.